Messenger RNA from Aquila chrysaetos chrysaetos, 8362 nucleotides. RefSeq names its product potassium two pore domain channel subfamily K member 12 (gene KCNK12). Gene Ontology annotation, molecular function: potassium ion leak channel activity. The record is from RefSeq and is a predicted model, not a curated record. NCBI's taxonomy places the organism in Eukaryota, Metazoa, Chordata, Aves, Accipitriformes, Accipitridae. Gene Ontology annotation, cellular component: membrane. The coding region runs from base 196 to 1476 and encodes 426 amino acids. Gene Ontology annotation, biological process: stabilization of membrane potential; potassium ion transmembrane transport. The transcript has 3 exons.
GGGCGGGCGGGCGAGGCCGGCGGCCCCGGGGUGCCGCCGCCACCGCCGCCAGCCGGGCGGGCAGCCCCGCCGGGGGAUGAGUCAGAGCCGCGGCCCCUGCAGCGAAGAAACCGCCGCCGCCGUCGUCGUCGCCGCCGCCGCCCCGGGCUCCGCGCCGCGCCGCAUGCCCGCGCCCCCCGCCGCGCCGCGCCCCGGAUGAUGCCCCCGCGGGGGGCGGCGGGCUCCUGCCGCCGGCGGCGCCUGGCUCCCCUCAACGAGGACAACGGGCGGUUCCUGCUGCUGGCCGCCCUCAUCGCGGCGUACCUCAGCGCCGGCGCUACCGUCUUCUCGGCCCUCGAGAGCCCGUCGGAGGCGGCGGCGCAGCUCCGCUGGAACCGGACCCUCCACAACUUCAGCCGCAUCUUCAACAUCAGCCUGCCGGAGCUGCGCGCCUUCCUGCGGAGCUACGAGGCGGCCAUGGCCGCGGGCAUCCGCGUCGACGCCCUGCGGCCCCGCUGGGACUUCCCCGGCGCCUUCUACUUCGUGGGCACCGUCGUCUCCACCAUAGGUUUUGGAAUGACCACACCAGCAACCGUGGCUGGAAAAGUAUUCCUCAUCGUGUAUGGCCUUUUUGGGUGUGCCGGGACUAUCCUUUUCUUCAACCUCUUCUUGGAGCGCAUUAUCUCUCUCCUGGCGUUUAUCAUGAAGGCGUGCCAUGAGAGACAGCUGCGAAGAAGUGGUCUCCUACCUCCCAACUUCCGAAGGGGGCCAGCUAUGUCCGGGGUGGGCAGCCUCGUGGGGUGGAAGCCAUCCGUUUACCACGUGAUGCUGAUUCUGGGAAUUUUUGCUAUUACCCUUUCCUGCUGCGCCUCCGCAAUGUACACGGCGGUGGAAGGAUGGAACUACGUUGACUCCUUGUACUAUUGCUUUGUCACCUUCAGCACCAUCGGCUUUGGAGAUUUGGUAAGCAGCCAAAACGCUGCAUACCAAAAUCAGGGAUUAUACAGAUUCGGAAACUUCAUAUUUAUAUUAAUGGGGGUAUGUUGCAUAUACUCUCUUUUUAAUGUCAUCUCAAUUGUAAUCAAGCAAGUUUUGAACUGGGUGUUGAAAAAAUUCGAAUGCAGAUGUUGCCCAAAGUGCCAUAAAUCAAGUGCCCGCCUCGGACGUCGCAAUGCCAUCACCCCAGGAGCCCGCCUGCGUCGACAUAACAUCUCAAUAGAUGCUGAUGGACAGUACGACAGUGACACCGAGGGGAGGAGGCUCUCUGGAGAGAUGAUCUCCAUGAGGGAUCUCACGGCAUCGAAUAAAGUCUCCCUGGCCAUUUUGCAAAAGCAGUUGUCCGAGACGGCCAAUGGCUACCCGAGGAACGUUUGUAUCAAUACGAGACAAAAUGGUUUCUCCGCAGGGGUGGGUGCUCUAGCCAUCAUGAACAACCGCUUGGCAGAAACGAGUGAUUCUAGACAAAGCAGAUACCUGCAAUACGUGGACACAGGCUGAAGCACAAGAAAUCAGAAGGAAACUGAAGGAACAGAGUGGGACAGUGAAAGCACACUGCACUAGAUUGCACUUUCUUUUCAGGUAACUUGGAAGUUGUAUUACAUUCUUGAAAUUAGGGGGUUUUUUUUCCCCAGGUUUUAUUUUUGGACAGCCUUGACAGAAUGCAAUUAACUUAGGAUUUAAAAGUUCAUCUUCCUUGAUACAACCCCCUCUGCACCACCCUGCAAAACAGCCCCAGUGACUCCCAGCUGGCACAGACCCAGACAUCCCAGUUGCCUGCUGAGCAGCUGUGCAGGCAGCACAGGCAGGAGCUCAGACCCCAUGCCCCAAAUUGGUAUUUUGCUGUCUGAGCCCAAGAAGAGCAUUCAGGAGCAGCAAAAAGCUACAGGACUUAGGUCUUCUCUGUUGAGCCAGCCCCUAGUGAGAGCAAUGGUUGCACAGGCAUGAGCUGCUCGGACCUCCAGAGAAAAGGGAGGAGGUACCGUGUACUAAUACCUUGCAGAUGAGAAUUAAAAUUUAAGUGAAAGGUAAUAAAGGACAAUGACCAAAUUCAAGUGAUGGUUUCCCUUUCCCCUGGAGCUCAGGGCAGAAACGGGUACAAGGAACAGUUUCUUGUGAAACCUGUAGUGUUUGGCAAGUCGCUACAUUUACUUCUUGGGGUUUGUCUUCCCCGUGUGUCUUGGACAAAGUUUGGAGUCACAGUGAGAUGUCAUCCAAUUCUUUCUGGUUUCUUCCCAUCUGCAAACACACUUCUCAUUUUGUGCAAAAAAUUCAGAUAGCUUUUAAUUUCCUUGCAAUGCGAAGGAUGUCCUUCAGGCAAUAUAGAUGUUCAGAGAAGUAAUCUCAUUGACCUCAGUUGCAGAUGGAGGUUUCUGAAGGACGAGGCUGUAGGUUGCCUGUCGCCCUGUGGAAGAAGCAUUGCACGAGUAACUCCCAUUACCGCUAGCAAGACGCACAAAGGUACUUCAGGCAGUGGUUGGGGCCACGCAGCAGUAGGCACAACUAAAAAUGGAAAGAAGGUCUGUUGCAAAGGAUAUUUCUGCCUCUUUGACGUGUACAUACUAACUGGUAACCCAACUGCCAGCUCUAUUUGCAGCAGGAGUUACUGGUGGAAGACAGGAGAGGUACAAGAAUCGCACAAAACCAUUUACGUGUAUUUCAGUCAUGUCUUCACUUGCAACUGAAAGGAGGACUUUAGCAGCAGUGGAGGCCAUAUAGCCAGGCACGCGGGCUCGAUAUAAACCUGAUUGCCUAUGUGAGAUGAAUUUAUAAUUUUAUGAAAAUUAACUGUAGCAAUGAGACCGUUCUCACUUUUUUGUGUUUUUCUAACCUUUAACUUGAAAAAUAUUCAGUGACUGAUUAUUACAAUGAAUGUUCAGAGUUAAUCUAAACAAAGUCAUACUUUGCUGAUUGCUAGCAAAUCUAUGGAUAUGGCUUCUGCUCUAAUUGGAUUACUAAUGUGCCUUUCCAAACCAACGCACAUUUUCAAUGUUACAUUUACAUAAUACAAUACAUGUUACGUUACAUAAUAAAUUCAAUUAGGGCACAUUAAUACCUGACUCACAGAAAAUAACUAAUGAAGUGUGCAUCGCACAUUGUACAACCAAUGUGCAAUUUCUUUUUUGUGACUAUGUCCAUAUUUGAGCUCAUGUUCUGCUUUUGUGAAUGCUCAUGGUAGGAAAACAGAAGCAUUACACUGUAGCAAAUGCAGGAAGGUAUGGCCAAUUCCACUGCGUUUUGACACAUAGGUUAAGCGUAUUAGUGUAUGCACACUAGGUGGUUCAUUAGGCAUGAUAAAUCUGUCGCGUAGCAAUGGCACAGAGGAAGGACUACUUCAGUUUACAUGGCCACAGUCCGAAUGCAGCUAGCAAUAAAGACACAUGCCUUUUUUCUUACUCUUUUUGUUUAUUAAAUGGGUAACAUCCACCCUUUAAUUAGAAUAUACCUUUAAACCACAAAAAAAAAAAAAAAAAAAAAAAGCGCAAUUGCCCUAAAUAUUGCAUAGCUAAAAAGAGGUCUAGGAUCAAAUUGAAACUUGCAACUCUCAGGAACCAAAAUGGUGUAGUUUUGCUUUCAAGUGGGGCUGCGUAGCUGCUGCCUUCCUGUCUAUUGUGUUUAGUCCUUCCUUGGAAAAGGAAAGAGACAGUAAAUAUGGAUACGGUUUAUAGCAGAGUACCCAAUAGUCUGGCAAUUUAGCAUGAGAAAAAAAAAAAAAAAGGUUUUCUCAAGGUACAGCAAGUGUAUUGUUAUUAAUGAAUGAAAAGUGUGGGGAGAGGGAAAGGCUCAGAAGUGUUUUCCAGCAAAUCCAGCAGAAAACCAAAGACUUGCUUUGCUCUCCAUACGCACAUGUGUUACGCCCUGUCGCAAAAUGGUGAGAUGCUGUCAAAGCCCCGAGUAGCUCUUGUUGCAUCGCAGGCUCAGCUACCUCAUCUGGAACGUGGAGAGAAGUAUUUUGUGAGACACGGGGGGAAGAGGGAGGGACUGCAUGCUUACACUCGCCACCUGCACUUCAUUCAGGAGGUGAACACUGCCAAGGGCUGAUUUUGGGAAGACGAUCACCCAGCCUACUACUGGAGAAGCAGCCGCGCUCAUCCCUUACAGCGAUGAACAAUAUUUUGGGUGUAUCAAAGGUGCAGAUUCCCAUGCCUCCAGUCCCCCCAGUCCAGGGCUGUGUCAUGCCCAGGUGUGUCCUCGCCAGCUCCCAAGCCUGGACUCGGUACGAGGAUGUAGGUGGAUUUGGAAUUGUGUAACAUCGUUGUCCCAAGUGUUUUCAGGAUUAGGCCCUCCCACAGGUGAUGCUUUAUCAGACCGUCUAAGAAAUACAAUGAUGUCCCCAUAAUCCCUUUGUACUUCACAGACUCUAAGACUACUUUUUAAAGCCAGUGAGUCAAUGCAAAAUUAGUACUUUUAUAAUAAUACACAAUAAACAACAUGAAAAAAAAUUACUGACAUUUCUGACAAGGUGCAAUUCAAACACCAAGUAUUUUCUCAAUGGCUCUAGUUUCCUAAUUUUUGUAUUAGUGAAUCAGUUUUAUUCCCUGCAAGUAAAAUUAUGUCCAGAAAAUUUUUGCUUAUAGUAACAUCCAUGGGCUGUACAGGCUGUGCAAGAAUUCAGUUCCAAUUUUAUUGUAAAACCUCAGUACCUGAAAGCACAACAUCUGAAAAAUGGUUUGGGGUUUGGUUUUUGUGUGUCUGUGUGUGUAGACAUUGUUUAUUUACAAAAAUAAAAAAUGCCAUCAUUCUACAUAUACAGACACACAUUUUUAGCUCACUGGAAUACUACCUUGUUGUAUACUCUUUGCAAAAAUAUUAGUUCCAGAUUCCAAGCCAAUUUAAAUUACAAUAUAUCUGCUCAAAAGUAUUCCUGUUUAUUUUAUUUCUUUUUAAAGGGGCACAGCUUGGUAGAUAUCUUUAACUGAGCUGGCAUUAUUAUCUCCUAUUACAAACAUCAAGAAUUUUACUUCUGCAGUUAAUUCCACUGGUUUUGGUAUUUGCUUACUUCUGUAUUUCACUAAGUGUGAAUUGUAAAAGGAACGACCAGUUCUGUGCUGGUUUCUGGUUGGUAUUCCUUUCCCAUUUGCAUUGGUUGCAAACAGCUCAAGUAUUAACACCAGCAAAUUAUCCAGCAAAAGUUCCCAGACACACCAAAAUUAGACACUUUUCUGAAUAUUUUUCUUUAAAAAAUUGUUUUGUAAAAUCUCAAUUAUGAGUAUAAAUCACAUGUCAUGGUUGGAGUUAGCAGACUGAAUAUUUUUCCUACCAACAGAAAUCCUUGACACGAACUCACUGAAAGAUGCUAAAGAUCCAGUUUUAUGUAAAAAGACCUUCCUAUUUUAUUUGCCCAUUUUAUCUAAUUUGUUUAAAAUUUUUAAAAGAUAGUCAGAAGGAUGUAAAUCCCAGUUGGAAAAUGCCGUACGCUGUACAUUCACUCCUAUGAAUAGAGCUUCUAAAGGGAUUAAAAUGGAGACUACCUGAUCGCUGCAAACACAAUUGCAGGUACAGAUCUUCAAAACUUGAAUAUUUUUACCUGUUUGGCAAUUGCAAACUAAGGACAUGCUAAUGUAAUUCUAAUUCAGGCAAAGAAACAUAAAUAGUAGAGCUCCACUCGCUACUAACCGCUUUUAUCAAAAAGCCCACCGGUACACGGCUACAGCGUCAAAGAUCAUUUACUGACUCUCGAUGCGCAAAGAUGUUAUUUUGUAGGCCGGUUGGGUGGCCGGGAGUCUACGCCGGGCUGGAUGAAGCGGCUUGGCGGGGCGAUACCGGGCAGUUCCCGUCGCUGUGCCUCAGGACUGGGUUUGCCAUCGCCCCGGCCCGCUGCGGCUCCCAGGGACGGUCCUUGUCUGUCGGUGUUGUACGUGCCCGCCCCUGCCUUUGACGUGGGGCUAGCAACCGUGCUGUCUGAAUUGUCAAGAUACAAAAAAACAGAGGAAGGCAGAAGAAAAAGAGAAAAAGACGACUGACAUUAUAUUGAGCCACUCCUGAGAAGCACAGCAAAGUGCUGUAGCCCGUGCUAGACUGUUUCUGGCCACCUUUGAACCCCAGUUAGUUCCCCAAACUGGAGCAUUUGGGACCCAGGUGCAGUUAUCGACUCAUUUUACAUUCAGCCUCUGCACCGGCAAAGCAGUAACGCUGUGAUCCUACUUUCCUCAUUAAAUGAAUAGGUUUGUUUAGGCUUUCUGUAUGAUGACAGCAUACAUAAAUAUUACAAGAUGAAUCAAUUGCCAAGCCUGGUUAUAUUUACUAAGAGAUCUUUAUCAGUAAAAAAGGGAAAAAUUGUCUUACCGUCCUACAAGUACAGUGAAGCAACAAAAGAAGUGGUGCUCUGAACAGAAAGUAAGGUGCUAAAAUAUACAGUUGGGCCCCAAAGCUCAGGCAUGCGACACAAAAUUACCGUAGCGUUCAUUCCUAAUGCUCAAUGCACCUGCAUCGUGAGGGAAAGCCUCAGUUUCUGACAGCACCGGGUAGUCAAGGCUUGUAUUUUCUUCCUCUGUAUGAAAGCAAGAUGUAUUUGAGGACGUGCCUUGCUCUGAAUAGCACUUGGGGACGGAGUUGCCUCCAUCCCCAAAUUUAAGCGUGCCUGUGGUCCAGAGACAUGAAUACUGGUCCAGUCCCCAGCAGAAAAUGGACCUGCCUCGGGGUGUCUGUGGGUUUUGGAGAGGAGCUGAACGUCACGGCAACCUGCAGCUGCCUCCCCCGGCCAAGCCUCCCCCGGCGCGGGAUCCAUCCCACCACUGCCAGCCCCUGCUCUGCAGCAGCGAAUGUACUGCCAGGAACGCAGUGCAAAUCAUCAGCAAUGCGGUCAUAUCCCUGCCUUCUUAAUGGGCUAAAAACAUCAGAAAAUAUAGAGAUAAUUUUCUGUUUUAAUGAUCAAAAGGGUGUUGCCCAUUAUUCACAGCCUACACACAAGAUGUCAUGAUUUUCAAUUUUCCCGCACUGGUCGUUCAAUCCAUUUGACAGCUGACCUUCAAGUGGCCAUGGGUUUUCAAAAAAAAGAGAAAAACCAAAAAAACAAACACACACCACCACCACCCCGCAAUAUCAGCAUAUGAGAAAAGCAAAAUAAUCCUAAAUGAGACAGUAAUGAUCCCACAUGCAAAAGCCGUGAGCAGAGCUGCCUCUGUCCGUAGCAGCCAGCUGCUUCCCCAGCAGUGGGAGAAGUUUGGGUUCAGGAGAGCAUCAGCUGGAUGUUUGGGGUGCUGGACAUUGCCCUGCAAACAGCUGCAGCACCAAAAAUGGCACUUUCCAAACAAGUUUCUGCAGCUGUUUCUACACUGUUAGGGACAUUUCUCAUCACCUGUACUGAAAUCAGAGGACGGCAGCAGGUCUUACGCAAGCUUUUUUUACUGUCAUCGGUGAAUAUGGGUGUUAGCCAGGGACUAUUGUAACAACCAAGGGGAAUUUCAGCUGAGUGUUGGUCAGAAAAAAAUGACAUUUCUCUGGCUAGAAACGGCUGCAGCAGGUCCGGGUGUCUGGCAUCACUCAACGUACUCCCAAAGAGUUGAACAAUACAGAAAUUACCUAAAUAAGCUAGGAAACAAAUGCUGCUCUUGCCUGAAUCUGGAGUAACUUAGUUGAAUUGCAGGUAGUAAAUAGCCUAAUGAAACAGACAUAAUGACUUUUAAAUGCCUGCUAGAAGUCAAAAGGAGCUGCAUGCAUUUUUCCAGCACAAUUUCAGUUGUGUUUACCGAGUCAAGAGGUAAAAUGAAGAAGCGUAAAUUCCUGUAAAUCAUUGAUUUGAAAAUACAGAUUUUUAUUCUCUUUCAGAUGAUGCUUCCUAGCAAAACAUUAAACUGGAAAAAUUUCAAGAUUGAAAUCUAUUUAAACAAGUGGCAUUUUUUAAAAUGCUUUAAUUCUGGGUUGACAGGAACUUUGCCUCCAACACAUACUAUAAUUGUGAGUGCUUUUAACGAAUCGGUCCUAUUUUUGAUGCCAGCUCAGGAUUUUUCCACUGUAAGAUCUUUGAAUGAAGAGGACAAAAAGCCAUAUACAAAGCCAAUUAAAUACAGAUCACAUUUCUACCGGUACGUUAUAUACAGUUUGCAGACAAAAAUGGGUAUUUUGGGCUUGGCACCCCUUCAUUCACAGAAGCAUGGUUAUGGACCUCGGAGGCAGAGACGGCUGACGCGCAGCCGCACUGCAAAGCAGCGCAGAGGCGUUGGCGGAGGAUGUGUAGAGCUGGUAGUUAAUGAGCUCAUAGUUAAUGAGACCGUGGAGGAACCCACUGAUGGUGUUCGGGGAACAUUCCUGUGUGUUUUUAAUGCUGUGAUACAUGACCGAGUAUGAAUUCUGUACACCUGGGAGGAUGUCAAAUUCCAGGUGACGUUUGGAUUGUUGCAAUUAAACUGUUACAAAGACUUUUGAAAUAAACAGGAGAAAAAAUGUU